AUGUCUUUUAAGGUAGCUAAAAUCCAGACCUUGAAACGAGAGGUAGAUCCGAAGGACAAAGCAUUUAGAGUAGCAAAUGGAUCACUUUUUCAGGCUAUAGGAAGAGGGAAGAAGAAUUCUGAUUAUGAACAGGUAAUAUACACUAUGUGGUCCUUAAUUAAGGAUAGAUUCCUGCAGGUAUGUAGAAAACCAGCUUAUUCUAGAGGGAUCCAAUCUAUCUUAAAAUGGGGUGAUGACAAGUACAAGAAUCUCAUCUUUGAAAUUAUUGAAAAUCAUAUAAUUACAUUGUGUAUUGAUAGUCACUCUUAUAGAAUUAUUGAAAAACUUUUUACGUAUGGAGAUUCUGAGAUACGUAACAAGACUCGGAAUAUAAUUUUGGAAAAGUCUGAACAAGUAGUAUACUCUAAAUUUGGAUCUCGAGUCUUUAAUCAUGUAUUCAGUGAGAAAAAGAAUCUAUCUGAAUCUUAUGAAAUCCUAAAAAAUAAAUUUUUAUAUAAAUUCUUGGGUACAAAUUUAUCAAGAGUAUAUGAUACUAAAAAUACAUUUAAGGAUUUUGCAAAACCUUUUACUGAUAUCUUUGCAUCUAUAAUUCAGCCAGAUGUUAAACUAAGUAUAUUGAGUAACUGUCAAAAUGUAAUUCAAAAGUAUGUUGAUAAUGAGAUCUUAGAUAAAGCCUUUAUUCAUACUGUAAUUUGGACUUAUAUUAGUUGCUGUGUUCUAUAUUACAAGAUGGAUACAAUUAUUCCUCAAGAAAAAACUAAUAAAGAUAAUUUACUAGUAAAAAAUUCUUUGAAUGAAACAAAUUCAAGCAAAAAUAAUCUUCUUUGUUUAGAUAAUAUAAGUGAAGAAGGGACUGCAGCAUUAACAAGUCUAUUAGAACAAAUACUUGAAGGUUCAUAUCAUUUACUGAGUACAAAAGAAGGCGUAAAUUCACUCAUUGUUUUAUUAGGAUUCGCAAAAGCUCAACAGAAGAAGAAAUUACUUAAAAGUAUUAAAAAAGAUAUUUUACAGUUAGCUGAAAACCCUAUAGACUAUGCAUUAUUGCUGAGAUUACUUGCUGUAGUUGAUGAUACAAAAAUACUGAAAGAAAUUAUUUGGAAUUCACUAAUUACUGAUAACAACAUUAUCCCUGAGUUAUUAAGUAAUCCCUAUACAAAUAAGUUAGUAUUGUAUCCUUUAACUCGUGGAGAAUCAAAGAGAUUUUUCAAUCAAUAUGAACUUUGGGUUAUGCAACUUAGAGCUCCUGCUACCUUGAAACUAGAAGUUACUAGAAAGGAGGAAAUGCUUGUAACUUGUUUCCCUACUUUGAUUAAUACACUUACUAAAAAUAGAGUAAUGGAAAGUACAUUACUAAAUACAAAUUCUAAGGAUACGCUUUUAGCUAUAAUAUACACUAUAAUGAAAUCCGAAUUUUAUAUUAAGACAUAUUUGAAUGAUUUAUUAUUCCAGAUUAUCUCAAGUUUGAACAGUAACUAUGACAUCUUGAAAGAUAACAUUGGUCAUAGAACAAUUGUUGGGAUUUUAAAGAUAUUAACAGAAUUUAUCAGAAAUAACCAUAAUGAUGAAAUCAUCAAAAUUAAUGAAGAAUUUAAAACUAAGCUCUUUGAAUUGAUUAUUUCAAAAGAUAUGAAUGAACUUCUUUCAACUAAAGCUGUAUUUAUCAUAGUGGAGAUGAUUGGGGAAAAUUCAGAAUUAGCAGACAAUCAGAGGUGUCAAAUAUGGAGAUUACGCAUUAAAGAUAUCAUAUAUCCCCAAAUUAAACAAGUUCUACAUAAAAUGAAAAUGAACAAAGAAAAUACUACAGGAAUUGAAUUACUAGAAAAGUAUCUCCUAAAAUCUUUAUAA
Messenger RNA from Cryptosporidium muris RN66, 1845 nucleotides. RefSeq lists its product as uncharacterized. Lineage: Eukaryota; Apicomplexa; Conoidasida; Eucoccidiorida; Cryptosporidiidae. Gene Ontology annotation, molecular function: mRNA binding. The transcript has a single exon. The record is from RefSeq and is a predicted model, not a curated record. Gene Ontology annotation, biological process: regulation of translation. Gene Ontology annotation, cellular component: nucleolus. The coding region runs from base 1 to 1845 and encodes 614 amino acids.